CAGUCAAGCUACCAAAUCCUCCAUUUCUUCCGCCGCCACCUCCACCGGCACUGCCACGGCUACCGCUGAUCAACUAACCUAUCUUCUCGUUAACUUCCCGCAACGAACGAUCCUUUUGCCCUCCUUUUAUUGCCAUGUGAAACCAUAACCCUAGUCUGAGAUCUACUCAUGGUCAGAUUCCAGCUCCACCUUGGCUACCUUUUCUCCUUUCCGCUCUCCCACCGCGCCUCCGUUGUUGUGGCCGAGAGCGAAGACACCGGGAGCGAGAGCGGAAGCGAGUGUGGAGCCGAUUUAAUCGCGUCUCCGCCGACCAUACCGGCAACGGACAAGGGCAGCAUAGACCGACGGGGACAACAGUUCUCCAUAUCGGAAAUGGCGACGGCGGCGUUGCAGAGGUCUCUUGCCAUGUGCAGUCUCGGCGCCGGAGAGGAAGGGGCCGGGGCUUGCAUGGACAUCGGCUGGCCGUCAGACGUUCGGCACGUUUCCCAUGUGACUUUCGAUAGGUUCGAAGGGUUUCUUGGUUUGCCAGUGGAGUUUCAACCCGAUGUCCCGAGCAAAGUUCCCAGCGCCAGUAUCAGAGUUUUUGGAGUUUCUGCCGAAUCCAUGCAAUGUUCAUAUGAUAGUAGAGGAAACAGUGUGCCAACUAUUUUACUGUCCAUGCAAAGGCAUCUAUAUUCACAAGGUGGUCUUAAGGUAGAGGGGAUAUUUAGAAUUAAUGCAGAUAAUGGACAAGAAAUGCUUGCCAGGGAAGAACUAAACAAAGGUGUUGUGCCACAUGGAAUUGACCUGCACUGUUUAGCUGCUCUGAUUAAGGCAUGGUUUAGAGAACUGCCGAAUGGGAUUCUGGACUCCAUUCCACCGGAACUGGUGAUGCACUGCAAUGCCAAAGGAGAGUGCUCCCACCUCAUCAGAAUGCUUCCGCCUACUGAAGCGGCAUUGCUUCACUGGCUCAUCAAUUUGAUGGCGGAUGUUGUGGAGCACGAACAUUACAAUAAGAUGAAUGCUCGAAACAUAGCCAUGGUUUUUGCUCCUAACAUGACACAGAUGACCGAUCCUUUGAUAGCAUUGAUCCAUGCAGUUCAAGUAAUGAACUUCCUUAAUACAUUAAUCAUAGAAACACUCCAUGAAAGAGAGCUGGAAGCUGCAGAGGCUCUACAGUUGCAUUCUAACUGCAAAUCUCAUAGUAAUAAUGAUGAUGACCUUAAUUUCUCAGACUUUGCAGAGGAUGCUUACAACUCACUGAACGAAGCAGAUGAUACAGACAGUGAUAGCAAAGACAGUUUCAGGAGCUUUGAAAAGAGAAGCGAAGUUGACGACAGUGAAUUCAUUUCUGGAAGGUCUUCACCAACUAUGAGCGAUUCAGGUGGAUCUAAAAAUGGAUAUGGUAAUUUUGAUUCUGAAGGUUUAUUAAAUCGACUCAGUAUUAGGAAAGGAGUGCAGAAGCUGUGUAGGCAUUCCUUGUUCUUGUUGAACAGAUCUACUGAAAAGACAGGUGAAAUUGACAUUGAAGUUUCUGGUGAAUGCCCAUAAUUAAGCUUAGGUAGAAGAUUUCCCAUUAAAGAUAAUGAGCCUUAUCUUGGAUUUGCUGUAGGAGCUUGAUCAGGUAUGGUGUUUGGUACUUUAUGUCUGUGUUUAAUGAGGUUAUUUGAGUGUUAUCUAUGAGAACUAAAAAUGUAAAAAAAAAAAGAAGUGAUUGUACAGUUACCUUAAUUAUUUUUAGCUUCAAGUGAUGUUCUAAUUGAAGGCUGAUUUAUUAAA
Messenger RNA from Dendrobium catenatum, 1758 nucleotides. Its product is annotated as rho GTPase-activating protein 5. The coding region runs from base 169 to 1530 and encodes 453 amino acids. The transcript has 5 exons. NCBI's taxonomy places the organism in Eukaryota, Viridiplantae, Streptophyta, Magnoliopsida, Asparagales, Orchidaceae. The record is from RefSeq and is a predicted model, not a curated record. Gene Ontology annotation, biological process: signal transduction. Gene Ontology annotation, molecular function: GTPase activator activity.